Molecule: messenger RNA, 1555 nt
Organism: Carassius carassius (crucian carp)
Lineage: Eukaryota; Metazoa; Chordata; Actinopteri; Cypriniformes; Cyprinidae
Product: somatomedin-B and thrombospondin type-1 domain-containing protein
Exons: 5
Coding region: 6-905 (299 amino acids)
Source: RefSeq, a predicted model, not a curated record
UUCAGAUGAAGUUCAGCGAUGCUGCUGACGCGACGCGCCGCUCUCCUUCGCUGCGUCUGAAAGUGCUCGGAUUUGCGAGAAACUUCUCUAAAGCGGUAUCUUUUGUAUCAGAGCGACCCCGAAGUCUUUCUGUGAUGAUGCUGACGGGUUUAACGCGCGUUUGUGCGGUGAUCGCGCUCGUGAUGUGCGCGUGCGGUGCGUCUGAGGCGGGAUGCGCGGACAGACCGGCACCGAGAUGCUGUCCGGGACGGAAUAACGAGUGCGUGGAGAGGAGCGCGAGGAGAAGCGUGUGUUACUGCGACACAUACUGCCGGAGGAGCGGGGACUGCUGCGACGAUUAUCAGAGCGCAUGCCACAUCUCAGCAGCUGUAGACUGUGAGGUGCGACAGUGGGGUCCCUGGUCUCCGUGUUCGUCCGUCUGUGGGGCGGGGACUACAGAGCGAAGCCGACAGGUAGCCACGCCCCCUCACAACGGAGGCACGCCCUGUCCUGACCUCAAACAGUGCCGAGGCUGUCUCGCACACACAGAGACCUGCAGCGCAGCUAAAGAGGUGGCCAAAAUCCUGCCUGACUCAUUCAAGCGGAACUUUAAGGACCCUUGGAGACGGCCGCACAUGCUUAUGAAGGAGGAGAAGAAGAGUUACUGUGUGCAGAUGCGUGUGAAGCAGGCGAGCGCUGCGUGUAAGGUCAAACCGUGGAGCGCUGGCUUGGUUCCCGAACGAUCCGUAUGUGUCGAAUGUCAGAGCGACGCCAUGACGACCGAUAACCGCUGCCGUGGCGACGGGCUGAAGAACAUCAGAUCCUUCUGGUCGGCCGCUUCAGCUCCGGGUUGCUCGGGGUCCUGGGUUCGAGAGUCAUUCUCUGAGGACUGCAGGUGUCCAUCUUACUCAAUGAUUUUCGUCUGAACCAAAACACACUUUCAAGCUCUUUCCGAGGGACAUGGUUGCUUAAAAUAAUUCCACGGGAGUCCUGGAGAGCCUCCUUCAUCUGAAGCCAAAUUCUCUCCAUCAAAAGUAAAGCAAUCUGUCACUUUCCUGUGCCUCCACCAAACCAAAACACAACCCUGUUCUUUUAAAGCUCUGCUAUCUACCUCCAUAAUGCACCUGUUUCUGAUGCCUUUGAUUAUAGAUUUCACUCUGUCCUGCUUUUCUACUCUCGUCCCUCUUCUGAUUCAUACGUACUGUAUUUAUAUAUGUUUGAAUGUACCUCUGUGUGUCAGUGUGUGUGAGGUUUGCACGUGUUGUGUGUGUUUUGAAUGCAAAACUUGUUAAUGCACGAGCCGCUGAAAGACAAGCUAAUGUAAAUUAAUGUUUCUGUUUAGUAGUAUUUAGUUUUCUGGAGAAAAAAACCUUUUUUGUUGACUUUUUAAGUGUCCUGAUCUGUGCAAAACACUGCAGUGCCUUAUGAACGCCACUUUCACACGUUGACCAAAGUUUCUUUGACAUCAUUUUGUUUGCAUGACUUGAAAGCUGUGUUCGAAACCGCACUCGAUUCUUCUUGAAAAUGGGAUUCGUUUCCUGUGUUUUCAUUUGGUAUAAAAGCAAAGUGCCCUCAA